Molecule: messenger RNA, 1754 nt
Organism: Erythranthe guttata (spotted monkey flower)
Lineage: Eukaryota; Viridiplantae; Streptophyta; Magnoliopsida; Lamiales; Phrymaceae
Product: ALG6, ALG8 glycosyltransferase family
Biological process (GO): protein N-linked glycosylation; dolichol-linked oligosaccharide biosynthetic process
Cellular component (GO): endoplasmic reticulum membrane
Molecular function (GO): dolichyl pyrophosphate Glc1Man9GlcNAc2 alpha-1,3-glucosyltransferase activity
Source: RefSeq, a predicted model, not a curated record
AAAUUUAAAUCAAAUCGAAAAUAAGAAUUCUAAUUUAUCCACCUAUAGUAUAAUGAACUAACUAAAAUUAGCAAAGCUGCCCCCUUCCUCGAUGAAAACCCCGCCGCCAAACAACCGCCCCCAGAUCGGCGGCGUAUGGUGGCCGGCGCUAGUGGCCGCCGCCGUGAAACUCCUCCUAAUCCCCUCCUACCGCAGCACCGAUUUCGAAGUCCACCGCCACUGGCUAGCCCUUACCCACUCCCUCCCCCUCUCGCAAUGGUACUCCGACGCCACCAGCGAAUGGACGCUCGAUUACCCUCCUUUCUUCGCCUACUUCGAGAAAUUCCUCUCCUUCUUCGCCUCCAAGGUGGACCCCACCAUGGCCGAUGUCCACCGCGGCCUCAAUUACGCCUCCCCUCCGGCGAUCCUCUUCCAGCGCCUCUCCGUGAUACUAUCCGACGUCGUUUUGGUGUACGCCUCUCACAGAUUGACCAAAGGCGGAAAUUUCGGUUGUGCACAGAGGCUUUUGAUCUGGUGUUUGGUUAUUUGGUCGCCGGGGUUGUUAAUUGUGGAUCAUAUGCAUUUUCAGUACAAUGGAUUUCUGUUAGGGAUUUUAUUGCUGUCAAUUUCGUUUUUGGAGGAAGGGAGGGAUUUGAUUGGAGGGUUUGUUUUCGCGGUUUUGCUCUGUUUUAAGCAUCUAUUCGCAGUGGCUGCGCCGGUUUAUUUCGUGUAUUUGUUUAGGCAUUACUGUAAUGGCGGAUUGGUGAAGGGGUUUGCGAGGUUGGUGGUUAUGGGGAGUGCGGUUUUGGCGGUUUUUGCCGCUGCUUACGGCCCGUUUUGGUACUACGGGCAGAUACAACAAGUUCUCCACCGCAUGUUUCCUUUCGGCAGAGGACUUUGUCAUGCUUACUGGGCUCCAAAUUUCUGGGUAUUCUAUAUAAUAUUAGAUAAAUGUCUGGCAUUUUCGCUCGUGAAACUAGGGUUUGAUAUCCAAGCACCAACAGCUUCAUUCACAGGCGGUCUAGUUGGGGAUUCGUCACCAUUUGCCGUACUACCCACGAUCACCCCUUUGAUUACAUUCGUCACGGUCAUAUUGGCAAUAUCUCCUUGUCUCGUAAAGGCGUGGAGGAAUCCACAACCUAAGAUGGUAUCUAAAUGGAUAUCGUAUGCUUAUACGUGCGGGUUUCUAUUCGGAUGGCAUGUUCACGAAAAGGCGUCGCUUCAUUUCGUGAUUCCUUUAGCUGCAACAUCCUUGAGAAGCGCUGAGGAUGCUAGACACUACUUCUAUUUGUCCAUAGUGUCUUGCUACUCGCUUUUCCCUCUUCUGUUCGAAGCCCAAGAAUAUCCAAUUAAAGUCGUAUUGCUUCUUCUACAUUCUCUCGUCAUGUUUUUCGGGUUUUCCUCUAUUUUCCCUCGGAGUAUUUCUACAACAGCAACUGCAGUUAAGGGAGGAAGAGAUAAUAACAAUAAACAAGAAACUCCUACUUUCUACAUCGGAUGGUUCGGAAAAUUCUAUCUGUUGGGCUUAUUGUGUAUCGAGAUAUGGGGGCAGUUUCUCCAUCGUAUCGUUUUUGGUGACCGAUUUCCCUUUUUACCCCUUAUGAUGAUUUCUAUAUAUUCUGCUAUAGGAAUGAUGUACUCUUGGAUUUGGCAACUAAGAAUGAUUUCUUUGAGCCAUUGAUUUUAUAUAGCUUAAUUAAUUGCUUGACUUGUAAAUUAGGAUAUAGUCUCAACUGUAACAUGAGGGAUAAUCAAAGGCUUUUUUUUUUUUUUUU